Messenger RNA from Drosophila bipectinata, 1479 nucleotides. It is a transcript of the gene Chd64, whose product is annotated as calponin 3. Gene Ontology annotation, cellular component: actin cytoskeleton. Gene Ontology annotation, biological process: actin filament organization. NCBI's taxonomy places the organism in Eukaryota, Metazoa, Arthropoda, Insecta, Diptera, Drosophilidae. The record is from RefSeq and is a predicted model, not a curated record. Gene Ontology annotation, molecular function: actin filament binding.
UGUUGUGGGCAUUCAAAUCGUAGUAAGCUCUCGUUCCGAACGGUCGCAACCUAAACUUGGCUCCAAAGACCCCUGCGCUCCGUUUCAUUUCGCGGCAAACAACACACAUUCCAGUGCACAGUGCAACGCGCCCAAGACCAACCUACAUUUUAACCAAGUCCCUGCAAGCCCGUUUCUCCAGCCCAAAAACCACUACUCUUCAGUAACGCCAUGUCGUCCAACCGAGCUCCCAAGUCUGGUUUCGCUGCCGAGGCUCAGCGCAAAAUUAACUCAAAGUACAGCGAGGAGCUGGCUCAGGAAUCCCUGGAGUGGAUCAAGGCUGUCACCGCUGAGCCCAUCAACACCUCCGGCGACACCGACAACUUCUUCGAAGUCCUCAAGGAUGGUGUGAUCCUGUGCAAGCUGGCCAACGCCCUGCAGCCUGGAUCCAUCAAGAAGAUCAACGAGAGCAAGAUGGCCUUCAAGUGCAUGGAGAACAUCUCCGCCUUCCUCGAGUGCGCCAAGAACUUUGGUGUGCCCACCCAGGAGACCUUCCAGAGCGUUGAUCUGUGGGAGCGCCAGAACCUCAACUCGGUGGUCAUCUGCCUGCAGUCCCUGGGUCGCAAGGCCUCGAACUUCAACAAGCCAUCGAUCGGACCCAAGGAGGCUGAUAAGAACGUGCGAAACUUCAGCGAGGAGCAGCUGCGCGCCGGCCAGAACGUGAUCUCCCUGCAGUACGGAUCCAACAAGGGCGCCACCCAGUCCGGCAUCAACUUUGGCAACACCCGGCACAUGUAGAGACGGAAGUCUGUGCCGCCCCACUCCCCUCUCAGACAUUCCGCAAUAAAAGCCAAAACCAAAACGCCAACAUCUUCCGCAACCGCCAAAGUUUGGCUAUCUUUGCUUUUGGGUUUCCACAUAUUUCACGUUUCGAGAUAAAUUUUGGGAUGAGCCCCUACCACCCCGAUAAAACAUGAUAUGAUACAGAUAUAUAUUUAUGAUGAUACCGAUUUGUAUUUGUAUUCAGAUUGACCAGGCGUAUGCUGUUAUGUAAUAACAUAAACUACUUUAAUUUAAUAUUAUUAAGUACUCGUACAUACGGAUCUUUAGGAUGAUUUAUUCUAUUUUCAACAUUUGCAUUUGCGACGACGAAAUAUUAAACAGAGCACCCACACAGAUCCUGUGCCAUUGAAGACAGCUUCAAGUUAUCCUGUCCCCAUGCAAAAUGAGAUAAUAAUUGGAUCAACCGAUCGAUAAGGAAAUUGGAAAGAUAAUGGAAAUGAAAUUAGUGUUUUGAUGAAAGUGUCUUCUAUCUCUUAGAGUAACGAUUACAAUGUUGUUUCAAACUAACCACCUGAUUAUACCAAUCAAAAAGCAGAGCAUUUAAAGUUAAAACAAAUCUAUUUACAUACAGAGAACUAUAUAUGUAUUACACACUUUUGAAGAAUCUAUUUUGAAUAAUGUCCCCUGUUGAAAAUAAAUAAUUAUUCUUUUAACAUA